Messenger RNA from Heterotrigona itama, 1550 nucleotides. NCBI's taxonomy places the organism in Eukaryota, Metazoa, Arthropoda, Insecta, Hymenoptera, Apidae. The record is from the annotation of a GenBank genome assembly.
UCGAUACCGCUUAUCCGUUCUCGUGAACGAAGUGAUAAAUCGAGACCUCGGCUGCUUGAUUUGGGAAUUAAAUUAAAUACGAGCGAAACAGACUGGAUGCCCUGAACUUUACGCGAAUGAAACUGAGUUAUAAUAGUAGCGCACUUCGUGUAAGCGUAGCCUAACGUUCCAACAUGUCUAUACGUAUAUGAAAUAUCCCACCAUGUUCUUGCUUGCAGUUUCAAGCGCAAUUGGUGAUUACGUGACAUUUGUGCGACGCGUACAUAUAGCUUGCAUUAUAUUGGUAGAUGGCGCAUUAUCGUGGAGUUAGUGCAACGUGUUCCAUUGGCGAGCAGAGUACUUCGAAAAAGAUUUAAGGCCAUUCGAGCGCACCUUGCGAUUACGAUCAUUCGCAGAACUGGAGCAACGUGAGGGGAAAGAAUCAUGGAACGAUGGGCCGGGAAGACGGCGAUCGUUACCGGCGCGGCGUCCGGCAUCGGCCGAGCAAUCGUGCUGGCUCUUCUAAAAGAAAGGGUUAACGUGCUCGCGCUGGAUGUGCAAGCUGACAAAUUGUCGGCUCUCAGCGUCGAAUGGAAGCAGUUAAGUCAGCCAGGCAAUUUAUGCGUGAAACAUUGCAACGUGAGCAACGAGCAGGACUUGGACAACGCGUUCUCCUUCGUGGAGAAUACAAACGAGUGGAACAGCGGCGUAGAUAUUAUGGUAAACAACGCCGGAGUUAUCGAGUAUACGCGCGUCAUUGAGAGCGACAGGAUGGCAUUCGAAAGGCUGUUAAAUAUUAAUGUCCUGGCGACCGCCGUGUGCAUCAACCGGGCGGUGCGCUCGAUGCGCCAGCGAAACGUCGAAGGGCAUAUUUUCAAUAUCAACAGACCGAAACAAACGUUCCGGCUGUUUGCGCUCGAAGUCGAUUCGAAUAAAACGCCGUGCAAAUGGGCGGCCACGAGUGGCCUGUUGAAGCAAUUUUUUGUUUUGCACGGGGCCAGCGUGCUGGGACACGAAAUUCCGAGUGGAUUCUUUUCGGAAAUCGAUGGCUGUAAUGGCUGGAACCUGUACCCGACUUGCAAACACGGCGCUGUUGCAUUAACGCAUACGGUGAGACGGGAAUUGGCGGCCAUUAAAGCACCGAUUCGAAUCACCAGCAUCAGUCCAGGCAUCGUCGACACGGACAUAGCCAGGCACUCGCCUCAAGUAGCGAACGUGUUGAAAAAUGUGCCAGCCCUUCGACCGGAAGACAUCGCCGACGCAGUGAUCUACGCGUUAGGCACACGACCGGAAGUGCAAAUUACCGAGCUCACUAUUCAACGCACGGGUGAAGCCUAAUAUCCUCGAUGCGUUCGUAGCUUCAGUACGUAUUCAGAGCGUAUUUAGACACACGAAAAUUCUAGCACGCGCGAAAACUCAGGAAAACCUGUGUGCCAGAGGAGUGAGAGGUGCUGGUGAUUCGUACAAUUAAUUACGAAGCAUCAGGGAUAAUCGAUGUACAUCUAUCAGCAAUAAAGUCUACCAAAUCUCAAACUGCGAGGUCUCUGUUUUUUCUUUCUUUCUUUCUUUCU